UGAUAAAUGCUCGUCGCGUAACUCGAUAGAUAACUCGUAAUAACACUUGGAUCGCUCGUUGAUACAGAAAGAUGCUCGUAAAUAUUCGUAGAUACUAAACUCUUUUCGGUUACGUCGGUUUAUUUAUACUGGUCGGAGGGGAGGGGGGAUCGGAAGAUUCAAAUUCGUCUUUGUUCGACGGUUAUGCGUAACGGCGACAUUGUUUUGCCCGGAGUCUAUUUGUUCUUACAUUACUUGUGUCCUAACGAUCUUGAUACUCCGAGGCAAAACAACAACAUGAUUUGAAUUGUCCUCUGACUCAUGUGCCGCUACACAACUAAUUUUAUGUUGCAAGAUGUUUGAUAAAUAACUACUACGAAUUGAUCAUUGAAAAAGAAAAAUUAAUGGGACUUUCAGUUCGGUUCGGGGCGAGGGUAACGCGCGGACGGAGAGCUCUGUGGAAAAACUGAAGUGUGAAAGGAAAAAGGAAAAGGAAGCACAAAGUGGCAUGAAGAAGAGAAAAUAAAGAGUGAGCAUACGAGGAGAAAGCAAAAGAAAAGCGAAAAAGAAGACAAGAACGAGAGAGAGAGAGAGAGAAAGCUACAAAUAACAAAAACUAGAAAAGAAGAGGUUAGGAGGUCAGAAGCGCGGCAAAACAAAGUAAGGUAGGGAAACGGCAAAUGACAACAAACAGGGGAAGAUCAAGGAGCACUGGUAAAGCGGGAAAUAAGGCAGUCUUCAAAAAUACACUACACAAAUACAGCUUGACGGAAAAAGAGACACCAGCCAGGGAGAAAGGAAUGGAGGCAAUGAUGGAAAAAAAGAGAAAAUGGAAAGAGGAUUCGAGGCAAUGAUCAAGGAAAUAAAAGAUAUAUUCGAAAAGUAAGUGGGGGAGCUGAAGAGUGAAAUGAAAGAGGAAAUGGAAAGAAGGGAAAGAGAGAGAGCCAAAGAGAAAGGAGAGUGAGAAACAUAAUAAUCAAAGAAGUGGACUGGGACGAAGGCAGCAAUGAAGAGACAGUAAAGGAGUUCAUAAACGAAAAAAUGAGGAUAGGAACAGAAGUAGGAAAAGCACAUAUGAUAAAGGUGGGGGGUAAGAACACAAUAAUAGUGGCGACGAUGAAAUCGAUGGAGGAAAAAAUAAGGAUGAUGAAGGAGAAAAGCAAAUUGGAAAAAGGUGUAUACAUAGACGAUGAUCUGACAAGAAAAGAAAGGGGGGUAUAGCGACACAUAAGGGUAGCCAGAGAAAGAAGGGAAAAGGGCGAAUAUAUAAAGAUCGGAUACAAGAAAAUAAAAAUAGAAAACAAAUAGCACAGGUGGAACGAAAAUGAAGAGAGGCUGGAGGAAGAAAGAAAGAGAGGGGAAGAAAAAUGAAAAAAGAUGAAAAAGGAGGAGACUACAAAGGGGAUGAAAAUGUGCUUCUGGAAUGUAGCAGGGCUAAUAAGUAAGGUCAAGAAUGUGUGGGAAUAUCUGAAGACAUUCGACGUGAUCGGACUCACGGAAACAUGGAUAGAGGAAGGCAAAUGGGAAAAAUUAAAAUAUAGACUACCCAAAGAAUUCGACUGGAAAUGCAGGGCAGCAAUGAGAAUAAGGAAGAAAGGAAGAGCAAAAGGGGGUAUAAUGACCGAUAUAAAAAAGGAAUUGAAAGAACUGGAAUACAAAGAAAUAAGUGAUAAUAUGGUGGAAAGAAAAAUAGCAUACAAGGAUAAGACGUUCAAGAUAAUAUGGGUCUAUAAUCAGGACACAAAAGGGACAUGGGAAGAAAUAGAGGAAAAAGUAGACAGAAGAGAAGAGGAAGUGAUGAUCAUCGGCGGAGACUGGAACGCAAGAACGGGAGAAGAGGGAAGGCAGAUAAACGAGGACCCAGGGAAAGAAAGAAGCAGGCGAUCAAAAGACAAGACAAUAAACGCGGAAGGAAGAAUACUGCUAAGGUAUUUAGAAGAGAGAGGCUGGAUGAUAAUCAAUGGCAGAGAUAAAGAAGGAGAGGAGUGGACUUAUAUUGGAGAGAGAGGAAACUCAGUAAUAGACUAUUUGAUCGGAAACCAGGAGGCGACAGAAGAAAUAAUUGACAUGAAGGUAAGAAAAAGAACAGAGUCGGACCAUAUGCCACUAGAGGUAGAAAUAGGGGGGCCAGAACUACAAAGAACCGAAGAAAGGGAAGAAGAAGAGAAGGAGAGAAGGGAGUGGAGAAGGGAAAGCAUGGAAAAGUACCUGGAGGAAUGCAAAGACUGGACCUACGAGGGGAGAACAGUAGAGGAGCUGUGGAUAGAAAUCAAAAACGAAAUAGAGGAAGCAAUGCCAAAGAAGAAAGUGAAGAUAAGGAAAUGGGGCAUGGAAGAGAAUGUGUGGCACGACAAGGAGUGGAAAGAGAGGGAAAGAGAGGUGAGAAGGAAGAUGACAAAGUUGAGGAAAGGAAAAUGCAGCAGAGAAGAGCUAAUGGAGGAUAAAAAGGCAUUCAAACAAUGGUGCAAAGAAAGAAAGGAAAGACACGAAGAAGAGGAAAUGGAGAAAAUCAGGAAGAUUAAAAAAGAACAAGAAGCAUGGAAGUACAUAAACAAGUAUAGAAGAAGAAGAGAGGGCAUAGAUGAAGAAAUAAGCGAAGAAGAGUGUAAGAAUCACUUUAUGAAGAUUUUAGAAGGAAAAGAGCACAAAGAGGACAGAAAAACGNGGGCAGCAGGGUGA
This is a messenger RNA of Bombus pyrosoma, 2658 nucleotides long. Its product is annotated as golgin subfamily A member 6-like protein 6. Gene Ontology annotation, molecular function: catalytic activity. Lineage: Eukaryota; Metazoa; Arthropoda; Insecta; Hymenoptera; Apidae. The record is from RefSeq and is a predicted model, not a curated record.